AUGACGUGGAACAGGUCCCCGGCCGACGGCGGCGGCAGCAGCACCGGGAGGACCCCCGACGUGGCCGUGGCCGUGGCCGUCGACAACGGCGGCGACGACACCGGCCUGGCGCGCCUCCGGGAGCUCGGGUACAAGCAGGAGCUCAAGCGCGACCUCUCGGUGUUGUCCAACUUCGCCUUCUCCUUCUCCAUCAUCUCGGUGCUGACUGGGGUCACGACGCUCUACAACACGGGGCUCAACUUCGGCGGCCCCGCCACCAUGACGUUCGGCUGGUUCGUGGCCGGCGCCUUCACCAUGGCCGUCGGCACCUCCAUGGCCGAGAUCUGCUCCUCCUUCCCCACCUCCGGGGGGCUCUACUACUGGAGCGCGCGCCUCUCCGGCAAGCGAUGGGCCCCGUGCGCAUCCUGGAUCACCGGAUGGUUCAACGUUGUUGGACAGUGGGCGGUAACCACGAGCGUGGACUACUCCCUGGCGCAGCUGAUCCAGGUGAUCAUCCUGCUGGCCACCGGCGGCAAGAACGGCGGCGGCUACCUGGCGUCCAAGUACAUGGUGAUCGCCUUCCACGCCGCCAUCCUGCUCAGCCACGCCGUCAUCAACAGCCUCCCCAUCACCUGCCUCUCCUUCUUCGGCCAGUUCGCGGCCGCCUGGAACAUGCUAGGCGUGUUUGUGCUGAUGAUUGCCGUGCCCACCGUUGCCACCGAGAGGGCGAGCGCCGAGUUCGUGUUCACCCACUUCAACACCGACAACGGCGCCGGGAUUCGCAGCAACCUGUACAUCUUCGUCCUGGGCCUGCUCAUGAGCCAGUACACGCUCACAGGGUACGACGCCUCUGCGCAUAUGACUGAAGAGACGAAGAACGCAGACAAGAACGGCCCGAUCGGCAUCAUCAGCGCCAUCGGCAUCUCCAUCCUGGUGGGCUGGGGGUACAUCCUCGGCAUCACCUUCGCGGUGAAGGACAUCCCCUACCUGCUGAGCCCCGACAACGACGCCGGCGGCUACGCCAUCGCCGAGGUGUUCUACCUCGCCUUCAAGAGCCGCUACGGGAGCGGCGUCGGCGGGAUCGUCUGCCUCGGGGUCGUCGCCGUCGCCAUCUACUUUUGCGGUAUGAGCUCCGUCACCAGCAACUCCAGGAUGGCCUACGCCUUCUCCAGGGACGGCGCCAUGCCUUUCUCCUCCGUCUGGCACAAGGUCAACAAGCAGGAGGUGCCCAUCAACGCCGUCUGGCUCUCGGCUUUCAUCGCGCUCUGCAUGGCGCUGCCGUCCCUGGGCAGCCUGGUGGCGUUCCAGGCGAUGGUGUCGAUCGCGACGAUCGGGCUGUACAUCUCGUACGCGCUGCCGAUCCUGUUCCGGGUGACGCUGGCGCGCAAGUACUUCGUGCCGGGGCCCUUCAACCUGGGCCGCUACGGCGUCCUGGUCGGCUGGGUCGCCGUGCUCUGGGUGGCCACCAUCACCGUGCUCUUCUCACUGCCGGUCACGUACCCGGUCACCAAGGACACGCUCAACUACACACCCGUCGCCGUCGGGGGCCUCUUCUUCCUCGUCCUCGCGUCCUGGGUGCUCAGCGCCAGGCACUGGUUCAAGGGCCCCGUCACCAAUCUGGACGGAUGA
This is a messenger RNA of Miscanthus lutarioriparius, 1608 nucleotides long. The record is from the annotation of a GenBank genome assembly. NCBI's taxonomy places the organism in Eukaryota, Viridiplantae, Streptophyta, Magnoliopsida, Poales, Poaceae.